AUGUUGAGGAUGCCGUGUCUUCCAUCUAUGGAGGAAAAGCCGGGACACAAGAGGAGUCAGUGCUGGAUCCUACACCCCCAUUUGAAGCCGGCCAAGUUCAACAAGGAGAGAGAGGGAAGAGCUCACCUUUCUGCAGAGACAAGUGAAGCUGGCGCAUCAGGAGCUGGCUCAUCUGGUCUUGCGGGUGAAAGUGAAGGAAGAGCCUUAACCUCUCACCACCAAGGAGCUGUGAAGAACAUGGAUCAUGAGGUGAUCAAGAAGUCAGACAUUGAUGCCUUGAUCAAAGCCCUUAAAGAGUCUGGAUAUUGAAAGCAGUAAGUUGAUUGGGCAAGGAGUAACCAAAGGAGAC
This is a messenger RNA of Brassica rapa (field mustard), 349 nucleotides long. RefSeq lists its product as uncharacterized. The record is from RefSeq and is a predicted model, not a curated record. NCBI's taxonomy places the organism in Eukaryota, Viridiplantae, Streptophyta, Magnoliopsida, Brassicales, Brassicaceae.